Pseudo-nitzschia multistriata is the source of this 1948-nucleotide messenger RNA. The record is from the annotation of a GenBank genome assembly. NCBI's taxonomy places the organism in Eukaryota, Bacillariophyta, Bacillariophyceae, Bacillariales, Bacillariaceae.
GCUACUAUCAAACUGUUCUUGUACAGAAAGAGAAUCGAAAUAAUUACCAACCAUAUAUUCGUCCGACACCGCUCGGAAAGAACAUUCUGAACAUCAUAUCUCUCUUGUCGUGCUCACUCGAAUGCUAGGCAACAGAGCAUCGGAAUUAUAAUGCGAAGAAAAUCACAGACGAGUAUGGGGUGGCUAGAUUCUAGAUGGGUUCGAUGCCUACCAUUGGUCCUGGCUAUUUUUCAAAUUGUUGUCAUGGUCGACACAAUUUUGAAAAACCCAAACAACAACAAUCUGAAAGGGAAUAAAUAUAAUAUCGCCCCAUCGUCAAGUGUAUCAGAAAGGGGAAUAACAAUUGUCAAGAAGGGAAUUUCGACUGGUGGGGAAGAUGCAAUUGAUACCCAAGCUGAAGCUGAAACUGCAUCCCCAACUGGAACUGGAACUGAAACUGAGAAGAAUCUCUACACUUACACUUAUUCGGACGAUGUUGAGAAUGACGAAAUUGGCGACGGCAACGAAUCGACGCAAAGGACAGUAUAUUGGAUGGAUCAUACGGCUAUUUAUGAUAAUUACUUCUCUGGAACAUGGAUACAACCAAUUGAGCGUUUUCAACGUCUCAACGUAGACAUCAUGUCAAGCCUAGAGGAUGCUAGCCAUCGCGUUUUCUUCGAGAACAAGGAAGACGUUCGAAUGACUGUUGAUUGGCUCGAUUUUGCUGUUGAACACUUGAGUAAGUGGUGUAAAAAGUUGGAUAUCACCAAUUCGAACCACAACAGUGUGGCGAUAGAUAAAAUUACAGGCAACCUUUUGAGGUACAUUCAAGCCACUCCAGAAAAAACCAAGGUUCUCCUAUCAAAGUCGGAAUCGAAAGUAGACAAGCCAUUGUUGCACCCUACCAUUGCUGUCAUCUCUCAUGGUGCCGUUCGCACAGAUGAUGAUACGCCAAUCGGAAAUGAACGUUCCAAAAAUUUGACCGUUACGACAUUGGGCGCCACUAUCACAUCCUUAUUGCGGGUCGGUAUAGGGCGUAUUGUGGUUACAGGAUUGGAUGAUUUAGAUGCAUCGACUGCGAUGGAAACGUUUCGUUUGAUUGGCGAUCAAUUCGCAGCGUAUACUGACGAGGUUGUAAUUGUAGAUACAGAGCUCGCAUAUGUAAAUAUAACAGAAGAGAAAUGGAUUAAAUCAGAGUACGAAGAUGUCCAUCGACCGCGAGCUACGCUUUACGGCUUACAGGAAGCGCUCAAUGGAAAUCUUGACAAGGUGACAGCCGAAAAAUGGUUAGGAACUUUGCAUGACCAAAGCUAUUGGAAAUACAUUUAUUCAACCGAGCCUGACCUCAUCCUCCAAACAAGAUUUGAGUCGCUUCCAGCAAUUCAUAAAGCAUUAGAAAAAGGUCGUGUCGUGAUGCCCCAUCGCCUUCAGCCGGUGGCUCACAAGCUUGAUUUGGUCGGAUCUAACGGAGAAAAGUACAAUGGAAGCGAUCAGAUUAUUCCUGCAAAAGGAAAGUUUCACGCUAUGGAGUUAGAUGGCGCUGUAGAUAUGUGUUGCGAUGACGGUAGGAAUAAUCCCAAAUGGGACCCAAAAGAUGACCCAGCAGAUACACCAUGCUACACUUGGUGGUACGACUGUGGUUAUACUCGCGAAUGGCAAGGUUUGGGGAUCUCUGAGAAAGUCAAACAUCGAAGACUGUUGUAUUACGUACCAUUUAUUCGGCUGAGUAAUGGGGCUAACAUUAUUUCCAUUUCAGGGUCCGAGCACGAAAGAAAAUGCCGGCCCCAAAAAAGGCAGACACCCAGUGAUGUUUGUCAGCGACCAACCUCUUCCGGACGGAGUUUUGCGAUAUCUGAACAGAACGAUUCAACACAAUGAGAGGAUGACGUCGACUUACCACCAAAGUCACUCUUUAAACGAAUUCACAAAACUUAUUUUCAAAUGUCCUAAAUAUAUAGCAUGCUAUUUG